This is a messenger RNA of Rhinocladiella mackenziei CBS 650.93, 1089 nucleotides long. RefSeq names its product DNA repair protein. Gene Ontology annotation, biological process: base-excision repair; nucleotide-excision repair involved in interstrand cross-link repair; UV-damage excision repair. The record is from RefSeq and is a predicted model, not a curated record. The coding region runs from base 1 to 1089 and encodes 362 amino acids. Gene Ontology annotation, cellular component: nucleotide-excision repair factor 1 complex. Gene Ontology annotation, molecular function: damaged DNA binding. The transcript has a single exon. Lineage: Eukaryota; Fungi; Ascomycota; Eurotiomycetes; Chaetothyriales; Herpotrichiellaceae.
AUGUCGUCGCGACCCUCAACUCCGCCUGCUCGGGCGGGGGACACCGAUGCAAAUUCACCUUUGACUCCAGAACAGGUGCGGAGAAUCGAGAUCAACCGUCUCCGGGCAAAGGCACUUCGAGAACAACGAGAAGCAGAAGCAGCUACGGCAGCCAGUCUCCAGAGACCAGGGAAUUCGGUCGCCGGCCAAAAACGAACCUUUGACACCUUCUCUGGAGGGCCGGCAACAAUUCGAGAUGCGAGGACGGAUGCAAAUCCAGGCCGCCCUCUCGAAGCUAUCCGGCCGGCGCGAAAUUUCGCAAAAUAUGUCGAAUAUGAUUUUAGUAAGAUGACAGAUACCAAGGGUGGGUUCUUGACUGCAGACGAUGACCCUCAUAAUAAAGCCAUGCAUGCCGACGAGCAGGACGGUAAACCCUCACAUAUGACUCAAAAGGAAUGGGAAAGAGAGCAACUUUUGAAAUCUUUGCGAAAUCAAAAGGCAGGCCCAUUUGAACCCGGAAUCAGUGCUAUCAAAGAUCAGACCACCAAAUCAUGUCGAGAAUGUGGCACUCGAGAAAUCGACUGGAAAUGGCUCGACGUGUUCGACAUUUCUGUUUGUAAUGCCUGCAAAGACAAAUUUCCAGAAAAGUACAGUCUGCUCACCAAGACGGAGGCUAAGGAGGAUUAUCUGCUUACCGACCCCGAAUUAAAGGAUGAAAGACUUCUUCCUCAUCUCGAAAGACCGAACCCACAUAAGUCGACCUGGCACAAUAUGUUUCUCUAUCUGCGAUGUCAAGUGGAAGACUAUGCCUUUUCGGAAAAGCGAUGGGGUUCGGCAGAAGCGUUGGACGCUGAAUUUGAAAGGAGAGAGGCAGAGAAAAAGAAACGAAAAGAGAACAAGUUUCAAUCGAAACUGGCCGAUCUGAAAAAGCGGACGAGAGUGGAAGCAUACCAACGAAGCCGAAAUGGUGGGGGCGGAAAUUUUGGUGAUGACCUAGGGGAUGGGAAACACGCUCAUGAAUUUGGUCGACCCAUUGAUAACCCAGAGACUGGAAUGCCAGUGAAGAAGUGUAUGAUAUGUGGACUGGAGGUGGAAGAACUAGAUUUGUAG